AUGAGCAAUUGGAAAAACGUGAAUAAUUGGCAUUGGACUACCAAAAACUGUUCGAAGUGGGCCAAAGAAUAUUUGAAGGAGAAACUCGUUGACCUCGAGGCCGAACAAGAUGGUAUUGUCGUUAAGACAACGGAACUUACCGAGUGCUCGGGCGAUGCAGACUUGAACCAGAGAAAAGGGAAAUUGAUUCCAUUUAUUGAUAUGGUGAUAGAGUUGACUUGGUCUGGUGUAGCACCAGAUGACACACAAGCUGCGGGAAGGAUUCGCGUUCCGGAAUUACAGAACUUGGGAGAGGACUGUGUGUUUGAGGUUAGCGUGGAUGACGAAACUCCUGCUAAAGAACCCAUAAAAGUGGUGGUUCGCAAACAUUUGACUCCUUUGUUGAGCGAGAAAUUCAAACAAUUUGGGAAAGAUAUGGUAGAAACUCAUAGCAAAGAUGUUUAUAUCGAACCUUCUAAACUUGGAGCAUCAACUCCCCCUCGACCGGCGACUCCCAACGAGUCAUCUGGGACAUCGGCCUCUUCGACUUUUAAUUCGGGUUCUUAUUAUACAACAUCUAAAUCAACGGCAAGUACCAAGAUUGUCAAUACGACAACAAUCAAAGAUACGGUCGAGCUUCGAACCUCGGCAAACCAAAUAUACGAGACUUUACUAGAUCCGGGCCUCGUGGCUGCAUGGACGAGAUCAAGGCCUGAUAUCUUCAAGCACAUUGGAAGUUCAUUUAGUUUAUUCGAUGGAAAUAUUACUGGAACGAUUGUGGAACUUGUUCCCAAUGAGAAAAUUGUACAAACUUGGCGUCUUAAAACGUGGCCUGAAGGUCACUUCUCAACGGUCACUCUAAAAUUUGAACAAACGAGCGAUUACACAGUAGUUCAUGUCAUACAAGAGGGCGUUCCGGUUGGGGAGGAAGAAACCGUUCGUCGCAAUUGGCAGACUUAUUAUUGGAAUUCGAUUAAGAGUGUUUUCGGGUACGAAUUAAUCUCACAAAAACCUAAAAUUCCCACCAAAUCUCGUAAGACUAAGCCUAGAAAAAAAUCUAGUAAUGAGGGGGGUGGUGGUGGUUCGAAUUAUAUUCUUGUAGUGGCUUUUGUACUGACUGCUAUUGUUUUGGGGUUUGCGUUUUCAUCACGUUCUUCCUCGUAG
This is a messenger RNA of Acaulospora morrowiae, 1143 nucleotides long. The record is from the annotation of a GenBank genome assembly. NCBI's taxonomy places the organism in Eukaryota, Fungi, Glomeromycota, Glomeromycetes, Diversisporales, Acaulosporaceae.